Molecule: messenger RNA, 2079 nt
Organism: Aspergillus lentulus
Lineage: Eukaryota; Fungi; Ascomycota; Eurotiomycetes; Eurotiales; Aspergillaceae
Product: tRNA modification protein MTO1
Biological process (GO): tRNA wobble uridine modification; tRNA methylation
Molecular function (GO): flavin adenine dinucleotide binding
Source: RefSeq, a predicted model, not a curated record
AUGGCUUUCCGGGCACGGUCAGUGGCUCUUUGGCGAUGGGGCUCUGCUCCCCGGUCCCGUGUCAUGGGCCUCACACGAUGCAUGGCCACGGUUUCUGAUGGAACUCGUGCAUACGAUGUCGUCGUUAUUGGAGGAGGCCACGCUGGUUCCGAGGCCUCUGCAGCAGCCGCUCGAUCUGGCGCACGCACCGCAUUAAUUACGCCCUCGCUUUCGAACAUUGGCGUUUGUUCAUGCAAUCCGAGUUUUGGAGGAAUCGGGAAAGGAACAAUGAUCCGCGAAAUCGAUGCCAUGGACGGUGUGGCGGGGCGGAUCAUUGACAAGGCUGGUAUCAUGUUUCGUAUUCUCAAUCGCUCCAAGGGACCUGCUGUAUGGGGUCCGCGCGCUCAGAUCGAUCGCGAUCUCUACAAGAAGUACAUGCAGGAGGAGCUGGUCGCUACCGAGGGGCUGAGCAUAGUGGAAGGCAAGGUUGCAGAUAUUGUGGUGUCAAAAGAAGGGGUGGAGAACAUCCCGGGAUCGCAGGGCAAAAUUGUCGGAGUACGGCUCGAAUCCGGAGAGGUAAUACCUACUGGGCGCGUCGUCAUCACAACCGGAACGUUUCUCGGUGGAGAAAUACACAUUGGGCUUGAAGCGUACCCUUCGGGGCGUAUGGGUGAAGCGGCUACGUUUGGGCUCAGCAAAUCCCUUCGCGAAGCGGGUUUCCAGCUUGGUCGUCUGAAGACCGGGACUCCUCCUCGUUUGGACAUGAAAACGAUCGAUUUUUCGCCAUUGGAGGUUCAGAGAGGCGACUCCCCUCCGCAGCCUUUUUCGUAUCUUAACACGACGGUCGAUGUUGGCGAUGAAGGUCAGCUUACAUGCUGGAUGGCCCACACCAACGAGGCUUCACACCAGAUAGUGCGCGCAAAUCUUGACAAAUCGAUUCACAUUCGCGAGACUGUGCGAGGGCCACGCUACUGCCCCUCACUGGAAUCGAAGAUUAUACGAUUUACGGAUAAGAAACAGCACCAGAUCUGGCUCGAACCGGAAGGAUUCGCACCGAAUGAGGUCAUCUACCCGAACGGUAUCUCGAUGACUAUUCCGGCUGACGCACAAUAUGCCCUGCUACGCACGGUGCGCGGUCUUGAGAACGUGCGCAUGCUGCAGCCCGGCUACGGUGUGGAGUACGACUACAUCGAUCCCCGCAAUCUCCGCCCGACUCUGGAGACAAAGCUGAUCAGCGGCCUCUAUCUUGCAGGCCAGAUCAAUGGAACAACCGGAUAUGAAGAAGCUGCAGGACAGGGGAUCAUUGCCGGUACGAACGCCGGUCUGUCUGCUCAAGGCCGACAGCCUUUCACUCUCACUCGGUCGGACGGAUUUAUCGGAAUCAUGAUCGACGACCUCAUCACAAAGGGAGUGUCCGAACCCUAUCGUAUGUUCACAGCACGAAGCGAAUAUCGCAUCUCGACUCGCUCCGACAAUGCGGAUCUGCGACUCACACGUAUGGCUCGUGACGCCGGAGUGGUCUCGGACAAGCGGUGGCGUUACUUCACCGACACAGAAGCGCAAAUCAAGGAGUUGCAGACUCUCCUUGCCGACACAAAACUCUCCUCUACUGUGUGGUCGCGCAAAGGAUUCAAAACUCGAACAGAUAGCUCUGUCCGCUCGGCGCUCGACCUCCUCUGCCUCGACGGUGUGGACAUCGACGCUUUGAUCCCCCACAUCGAAUCGCCAUCGGGCAUUGCAUAUACACCCUCCUCAUUCGACCCCAUAAUCCGAACCCGGGUCAGCAUCGAAGGCCGCUACGCGCCUUAUGUCAAGCGGCAGGAGGCAAUGGCGAGGAAAUUCCUGCAGGAUGAGAGCCUCAUCCUGCCUCCGGACUUGGACUACUCGAAGGUCCAGGGCAUCAGUACCGAGGAAAGACAGGCUCUCGAGCGCGUCCGCCCUGUUAGUGUGGGAAUGGCGAGGCGCAUCGAAGGAGUCACGCCAGCCGGUGCUCUGCGGUUGCUGAUGCACGUCCGCAGGGCCUUGGACACGAGCAAAGAAUCACUCGAUGCAGACGCGAUUGAAGGCUCUGCGGAGAGCGUUUUGCGUGGAUCUGUUUGA